GGACCUAACUAUAGAUCAAUGGGCUAAAAGCUAUGAUGGGAUAUCUGUGACAAGGGGUAUAUGGUACAAAAGUAUCCGGUUGUGUCCACCAAGAAAGCCCUGGUUCGAGGAAGCCGUCGAGCAGUGGACGUAGCGCGGAGCUGCUAAGUGGUGCAGGGAGCACAAGUGCAACACCGUUCACGGGCCCCACUGGCAAGCCAAUCGCGCUCUUCCCCACUCUCGCAGCCUCGCCUCUCUCUGACGCUAGGCUCACAACAGAAUUUUCACUAUGCUUCAAGAAACUCAAUAAAAAGGAUCCCAUCACUAGAACCAAGGCAUUACAAGAGUUAAGUGAGUUAAUUAAGAACAGCAAAGUGGAUGACGUGGUUGCAGCACUGCCCAGUUGGGCACAUAUGUACAAGGUGCUUACUGUUGAUGUAGACAAGAAAGUCCGAGAAGCAACACAGGCGUGCCACGGGCACUUCAUGGGCGCCGCCGGGCGCCGCGCGGCGCCGCAGCUCAAGCGGCUGCUGCCCGCGUGGCUGCAGGCGCAGCACGACGAGCACGCGCCCGCCGCCGCCAAAGCGCGCGCCUCGCUCGAGAGCACUUUUCCCGAGAGCAAGCUGCCCGAGGCCCUCGCCUUCUGCAAAGCGGAGGUGGCGGCGCACCUGCUGGAGGACCUCCUGGGAGACGCGGCGGCCGACACGAAGGCGGAGGACGCGGAGGAGCGCGAGCAGCGGCGCGUCCGCGUCGCCACCGGCAGCCUGCGCGGGCUGGAGGCGUUCGCGGCGCGGCUGCCCGACGCGCAGCGCGCCUGGCUGGCCGAGGCGCUGGCGCCGCUGCUGGCCGCCGUUCGCGGUGGAGGAGCGGCCCGUGCGCCUGCGCGUGGCGCUGGGCGCGGCGCACCCGCUGUCGCUGCCCGCCGUGGCGGCGCCGCCGGCCGGCGCGGGGUCGCCGGCGCCGGCCACGGCCUGGCUGGCCGUGUACCUGGCGCACCGCAACGGCUCGCUGCUGCACGCGCUGCGCAUGUGGAUGACGGCGCUGCACGCGCGCGUCGACGCCUCGCCGCAGUGCUACGUGUGCUACUGCCGCCUGCACCCGUCCACGGGCCGCCUGCCGCUGGUCACCUGCCGCCAGUGCCGCAACAGGUUCCACAACGAGUGCCUGCGCGCGUGGUUCGCGACCGGCGCCAAGUCCACCUGCCCGCUGUGCCGCGCGACCUUCUAGCGCCGCCCGCGGCCGGCGACGGGCCCGUCCGCUCGCCCGCGCCGCCGGAUCCGCGUGUACGCGUAACUACGUGCGACUUCGGUGCUACCGUGCGCGUACCGUUGAUGACUUUCCACUUUGUACCACCAUUUUAUACACCAGUGACCUACCGAUCGCCUUGUGCGAUGCAGUCUUGCGUUUGUUGAACGGGCCUCGAAAAAAAACAAAAAGGGGAGGCCUCGAAACUAUAAAAGAUCCUUCGACGUGCGCCUGUGACUGUAGUUAAUCGUUUAACGACCGGGACCCCGAAUCUGCUAAUUUCAAAUCGUCCGAGUUGUGUGUCGAUAGAGUAUCGAUGACGGAGUUUUGUACAUUUGGUAUUAUGUUAAAAAUCCAUCAGUUGCUAGCCACCGAACUACUAUUCAACUGCCAUUGCAAUUUUUUGAUAUUGUGGUCUUCAAUAGUGUGCGUAUACCCUAGCCGAAUUCGUACAACAAAUAGAGCUACAGUUGUCUGCUCUUUCGUAUGCCCUUCGAUGGCUACAGUAGCCAAUCUUAUUGGUAAAUAUCCGCAAACAGCGGCGCCACGUAAGGACACCGUCGACGAAGUGGUAAAAAAUGGCUGCAGGUGUUUUAGCUUUGAAGGCAUCACAUUUCGCGUCCAAGUCUGACAGUCUCUGCUCCUCAAAUUUUAUCACCCGAGUUUUCACAAAGUACCUCCACCUAGAACGACAACUAGACAGCAUUCGGCAGAAGAUACUCUUUGUGAACCUCGUGAAUCGAGGGUCACGAACUUGCGCGAAACGUGCUCACACCAUCGAAACUGGCGCCGCAUCAGAUAUCGCUGGUUUUUGCAAUACAAAUAUGGUUUGAAUAUCUGCCGCUGUCGUCUAGUCGCACAUUGACGUGAUAGUGCUGCCUAAAUACUUAAACUUCUCCACUUGCUUCAGAUUCAUCAAGAAAUAUCUCAAUCGAAAUAUUGGCACUAUGCAAGUCACUAAUUUUUAGACCGAAUCGGAAACAGACUUCAUGAAACUUUUAAACUUGACAGGUUAAAGAUUUCUGUCCAGAAACGUAUGCCCAUGAGUUUUCGAGAACUUCUCCCACCACAACUGCAAAGUAUAGUAUGAACAAGGUUGGUGCGAGAUCACAACCCUACUUGACACCGCAGCUUACAGAAAAGGACCUUGACUGUUCACCGUUGAAAGUUACACAACAUCACUCUAUCAUGCAGAAGUCGAAUCAAGUGUACAAACUUUUCAGGGCAUCAUUUUUGUCAAUAUGGUCCAUAAAGCCUACCGUGGCACACAGUCAAAGGCCUUCUCCAAGUCUACAACACAUAUACAGGGGUUGCCCCUGCUCACGACUUUUUUCGUGAAGCUAACGUAUGAAAAAUUAUGCUUCACAGUUACCCCUGUCUGAACGAAAUGCGAAUUGAGUUUCAGGCAGUCACGUCUCCGAUACUGAGAUAAGUCGGUUCAGGAGGUCUCUGGCAAAUACCUUUCCUAACACGGAGAGAAGUGAAUGCUUCGGUAAGAGUUGCAGUCGGAACGGUCCCCCUUAUUCUUGCCAGCGGGUACUUUUUCUUCGCUCCAAAUACGCUUAAACAUUUGCCAUAUAUGACAAUGUAUUCACUCUCCACCAUACUUGAGCAACACCAACAGCUUUUUUGUUCUUCUGCUCUGUGAUGGCUUGCACUACCUCAGUCAGCGUUGGAGGCUCGUCCAAGCAGGUGCUCCAACAAAGGUGGAAUAGAAUUGAUACGAUCAAGGUCGGCUGAUCGAUCAACAUGAGCAGAUUUUCAAAAUGGUCUGCCCAUCGGUCAAGUAGGUAUGUCGUUCUUAUCAGCUAAUUUAACUCCUAAAAAUUGUAAUGGUACUGUUCCGUUGGUGUGCACCAGUCAGCCUGUGUAAUUCCUCGUAGAAAGCACCACGCUGGUUGGCGUCAGAGAGCCACUGAAUUCUUUCGGUCUUUUUAAGCCACCACUCAUCCUUCAAUCCUAGUUAAUUUUUUUUAGUUACGAACCACUUUUCUUAAUCUCGGUGCAUAGUAUUUGAGUGUCAUUGCCGCAGCGCCUGAGAAGGCCACGGUGUUUUCCGUGCUGUAGACAAAACUCUAUAAUUCUGGUCAAACCAGUCUUCACAUACUUACUUUUUUGGCCCUAGAACUUCAGUGGCGUUCACGUUUAAUAUAAUGUAGAAGACAGGUAUUGCCAUUUUUCCGACAGUUCACCUUCAUUUGCUUUAAAUUUUCUUAAGACUCUCUUAAUUCAGGACAAUUCAAUCUACCAAGGUCAAACGAUGUUGGUUGGUUACAAGACCUGCGUGUUAACGGGAGACGCAAUUUCAGUUUUGAAAUAACCAACCUGUGAGCUGCCCAACAGUUCGCUUCGCACAUUACGUGAGUGACGUGAACCUGGGAGAUGUCUCGACGCCGUGUAAUUGCAUAAUCAAUUAAGUGCAAUGCUUGUAUUGCAUGCAUGCGCGAUCAGGUCGUUUUAUACUUGUCUGGUAAUCUGAAUAGAAUGAAGGUAACGUUUAGGUCGUAUUGUGCACAUAAAAUCAGGAGCAUUCGCUCAUUGCUAUUCAUAUUGCCCACACCAUGUUUACCAAGCACAUUUGGCUACGACUCGUGAUCCUGACCAACCCUCGCGUUAAAGUCGCCCAACUACAAUUUUUGCUCACUUGGGCAGAUUUUGCUGAGACAUUGACAGAGUUCUUCGUAAAAACGUUCCUUGAUGCCAUCCUCAUUCCCCAUUGUUGGCGCAUAUACCCUUACAACAUUUAAGAAGUUGUUAUUGCCGAGUUGAAGGUGUAGUGAAAUAAUAGUGUAUGGAUAGCACGUGUCGAUGGUAUAGUCCAUUUCCAUGGUACUUUUAGUAAGGCAACAUAGCAACAUCGAUCGUUAGUGAGGAAUUACAUCACUGCCAGUUAACUGAUACUAUCUCAAACUCAACUGCCAUUGCAAUUUGAUUUAAAAUAGACUAGCAAAUAUGACCAUAAUGGCAAUAUAAUCUCAAUCAUCCAUUGACUUGUGGUUUCAAGAGAAAUUAACAGAAUUGGGCCCCAGGUCGUUACCUCCCCCGCAAACCCCUUAGGCAUCUCGGCGCCUGCAGGCUGCUUUUUGCAAGAUGUUUCUUAAAUUUAACGAUUUCAUACAAAACAUGCUGAAACCCACAAACAACAAUAUAAAUUUAAACAAUCUUAUUUAACCAAGCCGUCACUAAUAAAAUUCUGCUUGACAAC
Hyposmocoma kahamanoa is the source of this 4429-nucleotide messenger RNA. RefSeq lists its product as uncharacterized. Gene Ontology annotation, biological process: rescue of stalled cytosolic ribosome; ribosome-associated ubiquitin-dependent protein catabolic process. Gene Ontology annotation, molecular function: ubiquitin protein ligase activity; ribosomal large subunit binding. The coding region runs from base 393 to 1391 and encodes 332 amino acids. The record is from RefSeq and is a predicted model, not a curated record. The transcript is spliced from 8 exons. Gene Ontology annotation, cellular component: RQC complex; cytosol. NCBI's taxonomy places the organism in Eukaryota, Metazoa, Arthropoda, Insecta, Lepidoptera, Cosmopterigidae.